Molecule: messenger RNA, 897 nt
Organism: Sitodiplosis mosellana (orange wheat blossom midge)
Lineage: Eukaryota; Metazoa; Arthropoda; Insecta; Diptera; Cecidomyiidae
Product: coagulation factor X-like
Exons: 3
Coding region: 1-834 (277 amino acids)
Biological process (GO): proteolysis
Molecular function (GO): serine-type endopeptidase activity
Source: RefSeq, a predicted model, not a curated record
AUGGGUAUAAACGGAACAGAAGGUGGUCGCGGAUCGUUCCUUCCAAUUACUCUAUUCCUUGAUUUUAUUCAUGACCCAAAGAGCGUGAAACUAAUUCCACCUCCGCUUACACCUAACGAAGCUAAAUUUUUAGCCGAUAUAACGGUACCUGGAAAAUUUCUUACUGGUUACAAAGACGAUUAUGCCGAUUCUGACGAAGGUGUUCAACUAUUAUUUAAUGCAAUCAUUUUGUCAAAAACGGAGAUUUUGACCUGUGCGCAUAGUGUGCUCGGCGCCCCAUAUGUCUACGUAAUCGUUAAUAAACUAUCAAGAAAUGCGACAAGACUUAAAGUCACUGAAGACCAGAUAGAAAUUCAUGAGAAAUACACAUUUUCUGGAUUCGCAUUUAACAUUGCCAAGAUUACACUGGAAGAACCGUUGGAGUUCAACGAUAACGUCGGCAGCAUCGAUUUGGUAGACAAAGAUUACAAAAUGAAUGACCCGUCCGAAAUGGUCACUGUUUAUGGUAAUAUGGUAUUGGAUGGAAUAAAGAGAACGAGACGUUAUGAUACAAAGUAUUUGGAUGGCGCCAAAUGCAAACCGAAAGUGAACCGCGUAUUUGAUGCAAAGCAUUUGAUGUGUUACACUUCCGAUGAAAGCAUGGGAGCUCUCUCUACGUUUGGAGGUCCAAUGAUUUCGAAAAAGAAUAACAAACUCGUGGGCAUGACCAUAAAUCGUUUACCUGAUCAGUUAGUUAUUUUUCAACCGAUUGCACCGUUGCUUGAUUGGAUCCGGAAGCCAAGGGUAAAACGUAAUCAAAGAAAAAGAAUAUCGGCCGGAAAAAAAGAGGUUUAGGCGCCUGAAUACCGUCUCUUUUUUUGCCCCUGUCAUUUGAUAUUCAACAAAAGAACCGAAUAA